This is a messenger RNA of Branchiostoma belcheri (Belcher's lancelet), 1741 nucleotides long. Its product is annotated as lysosomal acid phosphatase-like. The record is from RefSeq and is a predicted model, not a curated record. Gene Ontology annotation, cellular component: lysosome. NCBI's taxonomy places the organism in Eukaryota, Metazoa, Chordata, Leptocardii, Amphioxiformes, Branchiostomatidae. The coding region runs from base 454 to 1662 and encodes 402 amino acids. Gene Ontology annotation, molecular function: acid phosphatase activity. Gene Ontology annotation, biological process: lysosome organization; dephosphorylation. The transcript is spliced from 10 exons.
AAUCGGCACACUUCUCACGGCGGCGAUUUGAGCGUACACUCCUCCAGGUGAGCGGACGUUCCUCCGGUUUUGAGCGUACAGUCCCCCCAAAUCGGCACACUUCUCACGGCGGAGGUUUGAGCGUACACUCCUCCAGGUGAGCGGGCGUUCCUCCUGUUUUGAGCGUACAUUCCUCCAAAAUCGGUCCACUUCUCACGGCGGCGGUUUGAGCGUACAGUCCUCCAGGUGAGCGGACGUUCCUCCGGUUUUGAGCGUACAUUCCUCCGAAAUCGGCGCACUUCAGUCGGCGGUUUGAGCGUACAGUCCUCCAGAUGAGCGGACGUUCCUCCGGUUUUGAGCGUACUUUCUUCCAAAAUCGGUACACUUCUGUAUGUACGCUCAUACCUGGAGGAAUGUCCGCUCACCUCGAGGAGUGUACGCUCAAACCUGGAGGAAUGUCCGCUUUUGUGAGGAAUGUACCAAUGUCGGAGCAAUGUCCAGAUUAGAUUGGUCGGGGUGAAUAAAGAUCACGAACUACAGAAAAUCAUUUCUGCCAUCACACAGGUAGGUAUGCAGCAGCAAUAUGAGUUGGGACAAUUUUUCAGAAGCAGAUAUGUCGGACCGGACUUUCUCAACUCUUCAUACAACAGAUAUCAGGUUCAGGUCCGGAGCACGGAUACAGACCGGACUCUGAUGAGCGCCCAGGCUAAUCUGGCAGGUUUGUUUCCUCCCGCCGGAGAGCAAGUCUGGAACCCAGACAUCCUCUGGCAGCCGAUUCCUGUCCACACUAGACCUGCCGAGGAGGAUGUGGUGCUGGGAAUGCCACCAUGUCCCCGAUAUGAGUAUCUAAACCAGGAGGUCCAAAGGACGGACCCAGAGUACCAGCAGAGGGAAAAGGACAACCAGGAAUUCUUCAGCUACUUGACUCUACGGACAGGAAUGCCCGGGGACAAAGGGCUCGGGGGCAUCGGGAAACUGUGGGAUUCUUUGUUUUGUGAGAAAAUGCACAACAGAACCUUCCCUGCGUGGGCGACACCAGAGGUGUAUGACAAGCUGAUGAAGCUGGAAUCCUUCACUCCACGGGCCCAUUCUUCGGACAGGGAAAGGUACAGACUUCGCAGCGGCCCCCUGCUGGGAGCAAUGGUAGAGAACAUGACCCAGGCUGUAGAAGGUACCCUACCUGACAGGAGGACACGGCUGGUCAUGUAUUCUGCUCACGACUCGACCGUGAUUGGUCUACUGUCGGCACUGGGCGUCUCUAACCACAUACAUCCUCCUUACUGUGCAUGUGUCAUGGUGGAGCUGCACCAGCAGGAUUCUCGGAAUUUUUUCAUAGAGGUGUGGUACAGAAAUGACAGCACCCGAGACCCUUACCUGCUGGUGGUCCCAGGCUGUCCCAACCCCUGCCCAUAUCAGCAGUUUAUUAAAGCAACAAAAGACUCCAUUGUUAUAGACAGGGAAAGGGAAUGUCAACUUAGCAUCGUCGAGAGGCUGAAAACAUGGACGUCACUCAUAGUGGGAGGAGUGGUACUGCUGCUUGUAUUGAUCACCUUUGUUGUGAUCUGGACCUAUGUCCGGAGAUCAAGACGGAGUCGUCUGUACAGGCAAGACCCGAUCUCAGAAGAGAACAUCUCACUGACAAAAGACAAGGAUGAUGAUGAUAUCGAUGAUGAAGCCUUAUGAUGUAUUAGUCUAGAGUUAGAAGUUCAAGGGUUAGGUGUAUCAAGUCAUUCAGUGUAAUGUAGCCAGCUGCCGCCACGCC